GAUAAUAAACAGUUUGCAGACAACACAACACAACAACACAUAAGCAAUGAGUGGCCAAACAACACGUGUUGCCGCCGCCGAUAAAAACCAAGCGGUAAUCGUACCGAAACUCAGGCUAAACGAUGGCCACCAGAUGCCGGUCAUCGGUUUGGGUACCUAUAAGACCGGUGAUAUUGAAUCGGUAAUUCGUACGGCCGUUCGUUGCGGUUAUCGGCACUUUGAUUGCGCCCACAUCUACGGCAACGAAGCCGAUAUUGGCCGAGCACUUGGGGCGGCCAUUGCUAGCGGCGAAGUCAAACGUCAGGAUCUGUUUAUUACGACCAAAGUCUGGCCCAAUUGGUUUGCUUCGGGCCGACCGACACGCAGUGCUCGUGAAUCGCUGGCCCGAUUCGGCGAUGGUAUCGACUAUCUGGAUCUGUUGCUUAUACACUGGCCGACACCGUUUGGCCAGUCGGACACCGAGUUUUAUCCGCUCGACGCGAACGGUCAAGUAAUAUGCGACGAAACUAUCGACUUGCGGGACGUUUGGCGCGAGUUUGACUCAAUAGCUGCGACCGGAAUCGCCCGAUCAAUAGGUGUAUCAAAUUUUAACUCACGACAGUUGCAAUCAAUUUGUUCGGUGGCCAAUACUAGACGCCCGGCGGUCAACCAAAUCGAAAGUCAUCCGUAUUUGUCAAACGAUCGUCUUAUAGACUAUUGUCGCCGUCAGGACAUUGCCGUAACAGUGUAUUCACCGCUCGCCCGAAUCGGCUAUCGAAUUGAACGGUCACCUCUGGACGAGCCGCUGAUCCGGACGUUAGCCGACAAAUAUCGGGUAUCGCCGGCACAGGUAUGCAUCCGAUGGCAAACCCAACGCCCCGGAGUAGCAGUCAUACCGAAGAGUUCGUCGGAAAAGCGAUUGUUGGAAAAUAUCAAUGUUUUCGGUUUCGAGUUAACCGCCGAUGAGUUACGAGGAUUGGCCUCACUUGACUGUAAUCUACGUACGGCCAAACACGACCAUUUCGGUUCCGAUCGGCACAAGGAGUGGCCGUUUGCCGAUGAAUAUUGAUUGAACAGUACAGUACUUUAUUAGAGAUCAGUGGAGGGGGGAACGGUAGUAGUAUUAGUAGGGAAACAGUCUAUUUUAAAACUGCCACAAAAAAUAAGACAAUUG
Oppia nitens is the source of this 1153-nucleotide messenger RNA. Its product is annotated as 1,5-anhydro-D-fructose reductase-like. The record is from RefSeq and is a predicted model, not a curated record. Gene Ontology annotation, molecular function: oxidoreductase activity. NCBI's taxonomy places the organism in Eukaryota, Metazoa, Arthropoda, Arachnida, Sarcoptiformes, Oppiidae. The transcript has a single exon. The coding region runs from base 47 to 1048 and encodes 333 amino acids.